GCACCAUCUAGUUGGCUUUGGGGCUGCCUUCAUCAAGGUUCAUUGUCUGUUGGCGGAUCAGAAAGCAGGAAGGAAAGCACAAUUGCUGUGUCCGAACAUAAUGCUACCGGAAAUAAUGUACAUACUACAGGAAGUGGGCAGACCCGUUUCCCUGCAGGAUAUUUGCACCCGACUGGACGAGCUUGGCACAGCAAAAUGGAAGUCUAAGGACGAUUGUUCCCGGUCCGGAGCAAUCUUUAGCGCACUGGACCAGGGUAUCGAGUUCGGGUUCAUCGUGGGCGAUAACCGGCGCCGAACGUUUAAGCUCGGUGUUAACUAUUUUCGCUUCGAAAACUAUCACUUCAACAACAAGCUGCAGAUGCUGAGCGACGACAUAGCCCAGUACGGGCUGAACAAAAUUCUUUGCAACAAGGAGCACCUGUUCCAGUCGGACAUCAGCGAUGACAGUACGGAGUUUGGCGACGAGGCCGCUUACGAUACGGACGAUGAGCGUACACCGACGCCGAAAAAGAAAAAGAUUAAACUGGACGAAACGGCUUCGCGGGGCCGUGCCAAGAGGCGAACUUUUUCGGGCGGAUCUACGCCAAAGCGAACCUCUAAAAAUGCAAAAUAAACGAAUGAAUUAAAACCACCGAGUAUGUAUUGCUGUGCUUUUGCAUUGUGCGAUUUCUCCUCCGCAGCAAGCAUAGCAACCCAGUUGCCAUGGUGAGUGCUUGAAGGGAACCGUUCGCUGGUACCAUUAAACAGUCGACGCUUGAAAGGCUUUCGCAACAUGUCGUCCGAUAGCAAGAAAAUUAUACAGGUGCAGCUAUCCAACAUUGAGCGCAACUACCGCACGCUACAGUCUCAGUACAAUUGGCAACCAAUGUCGGAGACGU
Molecule: messenger RNA, 878 nt
Organism: Anopheles coluzzii
Lineage: Eukaryota; Metazoa; Arthropoda; Insecta; Diptera; Culicidae
Exons: 3
Coding region: 101-613 (170 amino acids)
Source: RefSeq, a predicted model, not a curated record